AUGACCGCUGAUAUUACAGUCAAGACAACUGUCAAGGACGUCAAGGACGAGCAGUUUGGAGAUGAAGAUGUGAGUGAAGUAAGCAGCAUUGGUGACGUGAAGAAUCGGCAGCAGCAACAAGUCAUGGAUCGGCUCAAGGAGAGUUUAAAGAAACAAGACAAGACACAGGUGGUCCGCAUUUGGCGUGUCAUCGUAUUCCUGAUCUUGUUUGUGGCAGCCGUGUCGGUAUGUGUUGGCUUGUAUGCGUACGCCAGGAACAAGGAACACGAGAGCUUUGAAACGAGCUUUCGGACCAAUGGCAUCCGGGUCAUCCAGGCGUUCAGCGAUGGAAUCGAACGCAAGUUGGUGGCAUUUGGAUCCAUGAGUAAUGCCAUGACCAGUUAUGUUCUUAGCACCCCAGAUGUGGAGUUUCCUUUUGUCACCUUUCCCAACUUUGAAAUGCUGGGAGCAGACGUGAGGGUGGCAGCUUUGGCAGUCGUUUUGCACUAUGCUCCUUUGGUCACGGAUGACAAAAGGAAGGCAUGGGAAGCUUGGGCCAUGGAAAACAGAUUUCAGGUGGACAAAGCCUUUGCCCAAGAAUCCCGCUAUAGGAAAACUCAAGAUGAGUACUUUGCCAACAUUCUGGGAGAGCAAGAUGAAGAGCAACAACGGGACAGCACGCGGCUUCUGCAGCAUCAGGCAAACCAGACAGCCCAAAACGGUUCACACAACCUCUCGGCCCAGGAAGAUCCACCCCUGAUCACAAUCAUCAACAACACAGUCCAGGAUGGCACCAAAUACCGCCCCCAACUUAACAGACCUCCAGGUUCUGGACCUUAUUUUCCCAGGUGGCAACGUUGUCCGAUCAAUAGAACCAAGCAGGCUUUCCUCAACUCGGACCUUUCUCAAUGGCCUGCACUCAAAGAUGCUCUAGCAGAAAUGCUCAAGAAUCCCAAAGUUGUGCUGGACAAGGCAAGUGUCUUUGAUGUCAAUGGCAUUGGUGCUAACUUCAACAACAACCUUCUCCUAAGUCAGUACCGGCAGUCGGUUGAGGGGUAUAUUGGAGAACCAAUGUCCUUCCUUGUCUAUCCUGUCUUUGAUACAUUCUACAAUGCAACUGCGUCUGUGCAAGAACAGCGCGACCACCUGGCCGGGAUGCUCUACAGCAAUAUUUACUGGCGGCUUCUUCUUGAGGACAUUCUCCCAUUUGAGCUGAAAGGUGUGAUUUGUGUGAUUGAAAAUUCCUUUAACGACACCAUCGUGUACAGGAUUGAUGGACCCCAAGUGACCUAUUUGGGUGAUCAAGAUCCCCGUGGACUGUAUGAAACAUUUGAACACUUGGGAUUCGCACAGGAUGCCACUGCCUACGUCAAAAGCCGCACAAGCCCAGAAACCAUGUCCUAUUCUACAGUCCCACUCCACGACACUUUUGGCCAGUAUACACUCCGGGUCUAUCCCAGUCAAGAUACUCAGAAUGAAUACACUUCGAUGCAGCCAAUCAUCUUUCCUGUGGUGGUUGCUGUGGUCUUUUUGUUGACUGCUGUGGUGUUCAUGGUUUUCGAUUUCGUAGUAGAGCGCAGGCAGCGCAUUGUCAUGGAACAAGCACUCCAAUCAGGGGCAUUGGUGAACUCCUUGUUCCCAGAGCAAGUCCAAAGCCGGUUGUACCAGGAGAACCAGAUCAAAAAGACAACCACAGGAGACAGCAAUGCGUGGAGGAAGUCUCUGAAGAGUGAACGUGAUGUAGUUGGUGGUACUGCAGGCAGUCGCCCUAUCGCAGACCAUUACGAUGAAGUGACUGUGAUGUUUGGAGACUUGGCUGGCUUCACGGCAUGGAGUGCUAAGCGGACACCUGUGGAUGUAUUUGAACUUUUGGAGAGCCUCUACGAUGCCUUUGAUGGGAUUGCCCUCAAAAGGGGUGUCUUCAAAGUGGAGACCAUUGGAGAUUGCUGGCUUGGAGUGUGUGGGUUGCCUGAGCCCAAUCCUCUUCAUGCUGUUGCGGUGGCAAGAUUUGCAUCUGAGUGCUUGUUGAAAAUGAACCAAAUUGUCCGCAAAGUCAGUGAACACUUAGGUGCAGACACGCAAAACUUGCAGCUUCGAGUUGGUCUGCACAGUGGAUCUGUUACUGCAGGUGUUCUUAGAGGCCAAAAGUCCCGCUUCCAGCUUUUUGGAGACACAGUCAAUACUGCCAGCAGGAUGGAAUCCACUGGGCAAGCGGGACGCAUUCAUGCCUCACAGUCGACUGCAGAUGAGCUGAUUGCCCAGGGGAAGUCGAACUGGGUUAGUGCCCGAGAUCACACAGUCAAAGCCAAAGGAAAGGGAGAGCUGCAGACCUACUUCAUUACCGUGCAAGGCGGAGGCAGUGUGGCUACCUCAGGAACCACCAAUGUGACAGGAAUGACCACCGCGUCAGGAUUGCAAAGGCAAGGCACCAGAGACUCUGAAGUAUUGCCAUCGACCAAGGAAGGAGCGGAUGAGCCAAUGAGCGCCCAUAUCACCCCAUCGUGCGUGGAGAUAGAAGAUGCCGACCAGUUCAGUUCCAAUUGCUCCGUUUAA
Molecule: messenger RNA, 2532 nt
Organism: Seminavis robusta
Lineage: Eukaryota; Bacillariophyta; Bacillariophyceae; Naviculales; Naviculaceae
Source: the annotation of a GenBank genome assembly